This is a messenger RNA of Cydia pomonella (codling moth), 639 nucleotides long. RefSeq lists its product as uncharacterized. The coding region runs from base 316 to 561 and encodes 81 amino acids. The record is from RefSeq and is a predicted model, not a curated record. The transcript has 2 exons. NCBI's taxonomy places the organism in Eukaryota, Metazoa, Arthropoda, Insecta, Lepidoptera, Tortricidae.
GAGGUGAAUUUGUUUUUUCAUUGUUUUUUAAUGGUUUUUUAUUUGCAUUAUUUCGAACUUCCUUUAAAUCACUGUAUAAGUUUUUUUUUAAUAUUGCAAUUGCUUUUAUUAUAAUUAAUCAGACUUAACAUUUGUCGAAAGCGUAUUUAGAAUUUCAUUUUUUUAUUAACAGUGAUUAACAUCUGUAAAAAACGCUUCAAAGAUGUCAAUGUCACAACUGUCACAGUCAAUUCAAAUUUUAUUAUUUUACUGGCAUCACCAUUCACGAAAGUGGUUUGUUAUUUUUAUCAAAUAAUUAACAUUUAAAUAAAAACAAUGACCUCCAUGGCAUCAGACUGUGAAUCGAACGUUAGCGGGUUUAUAACUUGUAAUGACCGGACCAUCUCUCAAAUGUAUUUGUCUGCUAUUCAGGGAAUGGAGUCAAUAAACCAAGAUUUGCUGCUAAUAGCAAAUAACAUGAAGAGGAUUGUGAGCCAGGCGGGCCCCCUUGAGAGCCAGCUGAAUGCCUUGCUCCGAGCCCUGCCAGACCCCAACCUGCAAAUGAACAUGGAAACUGAAUGAUAUUGUUAUCUUAAGGAUUUUUUUUAUUAAUAUAAGUAUAUUUUAAGACUGAAGAAGUAAAUAUAUGUUGAAAACCCA